AUGUACGACAUAAUACUUAUGUCCAUCGGCGAAACGAAUCAUUUCUUGUUACUAGGCUUUGGGCAUAAGUCAAAUGCAAAGAUAGCUAAAUCCUCAUUCCUUGAAUCUGCACACAGCGGCGCCUUCUGCACAGAGCUGUGUGCGGCGCCGCGCUUCCGCGGGGACGGCGCGGGCGGCGAGGAGGCGGCGCGCUGGACGCCGCCGGGGGGCGCGGGUGGCGCGGGAGGCGCGGGUGGCGCGGGUGGCGCGGCGCUGAGCGGCGCGGCGGCGGCGCUGGCGCACUUGCCGCGCCUCAUGGACCGCGUCGUGCCGCCGCAGAGCUUCCGUGACCACUACUCCGGCGCCUUCCGGUUCCGACUGUGGGUGUUCGGCGAGUGGCGCGAGGUGGUGGUGGACGACCGGCUGCCGGCGCGCGGCGCCCGCCUGCUGGCCGCCCGCGCCGCGCCCGACGACUUCACGCUGCCGCUGCUCGAGAAGGCCUACGCCAAGCUGCUGGGCUCGUACGCGGCGCUGCGCGGGGCCGGCGCGGCGGGCGCGCUGGCGGCGCUGUCGGGCGGCGUGGUGCAGAGCGUGGCGCUGCGCGGGCAGGAGCGCGCGCGCACGCUGCAGCUGCUGCAGGCCGCCGUGCCGCGCGCCACGCUGCUGCUGUGCGCGCCCGCCGCCGCCGCGCCCGCCGCCGCCGUCACCGGCCUGGCGCGCGCGCCGCCCGCCACGCUGGUGCGCGUGCGCGCGGCCGCCGGACGCGGCGCGUGGCGCGGCGCGGAGUGGCGCGGCGCGUGGGCGCCGGGCGGCGCGGAGUGGCGCGCGCUGGCGCCCGCUGACCGCGACCUGCUGGCCGACGACCCCGCCGCCGGCUUCUGGAUGUCGUUCGAGGAGUUCACGCGCGUGUUCAGCCAGCUGGAGCUGGUGCACGUGGGGCCCGACGACUGGCUGCUGGAGCCCGCGCUGCAGAGCAGGCGGCCCUGGCGCGCCGUGCUGGCGCGGCGGCGCUGGCGGCCCGGCCUCAACGCGGGCGGCCCGCCCGCCUGCGCCACCGCCGGCGCCAACCCGCAGUUCCACCUGCAGAUCCCGGGCGCCGCCAAGUGCCACGUGGUGGUGUCGGUCACGCAGCAGUGCGCGCCCGCGCCGCGCCGCCUGCACGCUGUCGGCUUCGCGCUGUACGCGCUGGGAGCCGGUGACGCGGCUAGCGCCCGCUGCGGCCCCGCCGAGCUGCGCGCGCUGCGGCCGCUCGACGUGACGCACGAGUCGCGCGCGCGCGAGGUGGUCGCCUUCUUCACGCUGCCGCCGGGCCGCUACCUGCUGGUGCCGCACACGCGCCGCCCGCACACGCCCGCCGCCUUCCUGCUGCGCGUGCUCACCGACGAGCCCGCCGACGUGUGGGAGGUCAACGACGACAAUAUGAUCGUGCGCGACGCGCCGGCCGAGUUCCUGCGCGACGAGCGCGCCGUGCCGAGCUGCGCGCGCGCGGCGGCGGCGCGGGCGGCGCGCGGCGCGGCGGAGCUGGACGCGGCGGCGCUGCGCGCGGCGCUGCGGCGCGAGUGGCGCGCGUGGCUGUGCGCGCGGCCGUCGCUGGCGCUGUGCCGCGCGCUGGUGGCGCUGCGCGACCCGGCGCUGGCGGGCGCGCUGGCGGCGCGGGAGCUGCCGGCGCUGCUGGCGCUGCUGGGCUACUGGCGCGCGGCGUUCCUGCGCGCGGGCGGGGCGCGGCGCUGCGGGGGGGGCGCGCACGCGAGCUCGUACCGGCUGCGCGCGCUGCUGUGGGCGGCGGGGGUGACGGCCUCCAACAAGGUGCUGGAGUGCCUGGUGCUGCGGUUCGCGCGCGGCCGCCGCCUCUCCGAGGAGGCCUACGUGAUGGCGCUGGCGCGGCUGCACCUGGCGCACGAGCGGUACCGCAGCCUGGACGUCAAGCUGAAGUGCAACCCGCUGUCGCUGGAGGAGAUGAUCCUGAUGACGAUCUACUCGUGAGCCGGCGGCGGCGCGACUGCGACCUUAUUCAUAUUGAUUUGUUGUUUGUUUUGUAAACAAUUGUAGAAUCACUGUUACAUAUAGUAGGUAGAUAGACGAUUUGUUAAUAUUUAAUCUUAUUUAUUUGUUGGGCAAUGUACACAUCAAGUUAGAAUAA
Molecule: messenger RNA, 2119 nt
Organism: Helicoverpa zea (corn earworm)
Lineage: Eukaryota; Metazoa; Arthropoda; Insecta; Lepidoptera; Noctuidae
Product: calpain-11-like
Exons: 8
Coding region: 1-1962 (653 amino acids)
Biological process (GO): proteolysis
Cellular component (GO): cytoplasm
Molecular function (GO): calcium-dependent cysteine-type endopeptidase activity
Source: RefSeq, a predicted model, not a curated record